UGUAUUCACCCAAAAAUUGAUUUGUGACGUCUAUAAUUAAUUUCCUAAAGAAAAUGGUUUAUCUAUCUAAAUUUAAUUAAAUCAUAUUUAAUAAAGUAAAAAAAAACUGAACUUAUCGAACAAUGGCAGGAUUUUAUGGCAUUGAAUCUCAAAGAGAGGUGAUUCGUGUCCAUGUAAAGAAGAGUGAUGGCCUUCUCCAGCCAGAGUUUAAGAAGUUUUCCAUCGACCCCCAGAUCACCUCGUUUGAGAUGCUCCAGAAUCUCCUAGCUAAGGCAUUUGACAUUCAAAGUGACUUCACCAUCAGCUAUGCAUCCCAGGACGGUGGUCAGGAUGUGUACCUCAGCAUGCUGUCUGAUUGGGACAUGGAUGCCGCGUUUCAGAAUGCCUCUGACCCAUGCCUCAAACUCAAGGUCGACCUUAAACCCUUUGAUGAUGCACUGGAGGAUUGGGACAUUAUAGCGCCAGUAGAGAUCCCUCAGUACCGGAUGACCUUCCUUGACCGCAGCAACUUCUUUGGCAACAUCACAGGCACCAUCUCAAACAAAAUGGGGAAAACUGUCAACCAAGUCCAGAGAGCAAUAGGCAUGAAGACGGAGGAUGAGCAGCAGUACCGGCCUGUGAAGGCUCCAAUGAGCGACAUGGAGUUCCGUAACUACAUGGACUCAGAUGGUCACAUGGUUAAACCUGGGGAGUUCCGACUGAGUAUCUACCAGGGUGGGGUGGAAAACUCCCUUCGACGUGUUGUGUGGCGCCAUCUACUGAACAUCUACCCAGAGUCAAUGUCAGGGAGGGAGAGGUUUGCCUACAUGAAGAAGAAAGAGAAUGAGUACUUUGAGUUGCGAGAUAAAUGGAGGCAGCUUUUCAAUGAGCGAAAGGUGUCGGAAGAUAUUAUACAUGUAGCCACUCUUGUGAAGAAAGAUGUGCUAAGAACUGAUAGAGGUCACAAGUAUUAUUCUGGGGGUGAUGAUAGUAAAAAUCUGAUAGCGUUGUACAAUCUCCUAGUCACAUAUGCCUUGACCCACCCAGAGGUGUCAUACUGCCAGGGUAUGAGUGACAUUGCGUCGCCCAUCCUUGUAGUGCAGAAGGAGGAGGCACAAGCCUAUCUCUGUUUCUGUGGCUUAAUGAAGAGACUGCGCUCAAACUUCUUGUAUGAUGGUGAAGCAAUCACCACAAAGCUUCAACACUUGUCCCUGCUAGUGCAAUUCUAUGACCCAGUGUUUCAUUCCUAUAUGAAGGAGCAUGGCGCAGAUGACCUGUUCUUCUGCUACAGGUGGCUGCUUCUUGAACUCAAACGUGAGUUCCCCUUUGAGGAUGCCCUUUACAUGCUGGAGGUGAUGUGGAGCACGCUGCCUCCCAAUCCCCCGGAGGAAGAACUCACCCUUACAGACUCUGACUAUUGUCCCUCUCUUCUUGUGACCGUAUCUCCCAAUUCACCAUCAUUCGCAGUGAAAACACAGUAUUCUCACCUGCUUGCCAAGAGAAGGCUGUCCACUAUUGUGAAAGACAACUCUGGGUUGACUGCCCAUUCACCAAAGACUGGAAUGGCCUCCCCUAAGACUGCAACAUUGAUACUAGAAAAUGGGCUUGAUGAUAAACUUCAAACAGUGAAAGAAGAAAGGAGUGAAUCUAAAAUGUCAUCAAACACUGACAAUUUAGACUUUGAACCAAGCAUGAGGAAAACUGGAAGUAUGGACGGUAAAAUUGUUACGAAAAAUCAUCCCACUGAUGAUGAAAACAUUCCAGGUAUAUUGAAACAAAAAGAAGACAUCUUAUCAAAACCUGAUGAUGCAUUGAACAAUGCGAACAGUGAAAUAAGAGAUGACACUUCUGAAAGUAUAACUUACAAUGAACAAAAUGUCAUGGACUGUGUCAAACAUAAUGAUUUAAAAAAAGAAAGGAAGGAUGAAAUGUGUAAAUCCGAUGACAAAUCCCGCGACUCUAGUGAAGGAAGCAGUCCAAGUGAGAAAUGGAGCAGCUAUUACAGUCCCCCCAUGUCCCUUCCAUCCGACAAUGGCCAGCUGAUCAGUAGCUCCGUGAGCUCUGCCUCAUAUCUCUCCUCCCAAUCUGAAGAUAGGUUUCCUAGUCUAAUAUCGGCCAGUGUUGAUAGUCGCAUUGUUGACAGUGAAACUGAGGUGAUAUGUUCAACUGAGGGGAUGAUUCUUUCAGCAAAUGAGAGCCAUUAUGUUUCCAGUGAGAUUCCAAUGGGUCUAAGCAGUAGUCCAGCAGUAAAUAACAAUAAUACCAUUUGUGAGGACGAAAACGACGACCAUGCACAAUUUCAUUUAUCCCUAGAGAAGAAUGAGUCAGACAUUUUGAAAAAGGCCAGCAAUACCAAUGUGCCUCAAAUAAAAGGUUCAUUUUUCAGCGGCAUGAAAAGAAUUCUGAUGUCACCAAAGCAUAGGCCAGGAAGGGCACAGCCUGUGAAUGUGGCACAAAAUGUUGAUGCAAAGAAUAAUUCUAACAUUAAGAACAAUGUGAAUGGGCCUUUGCACAGAAGUAUGGUUGACUACAGAAACACAGAUGACAAUGAUACAGAGCAUACAUUGUUUGAGGUUAACCGGCUGAUGAGAAGUCACAGUUUGGAUUCUGACAGUGGCAAUGGUUCAUUGGUAUCCUCUUUAAACUCGGCUUCUCUACACCCAAACAGCACAGGCACAUCUGGUCAUAAUAGUAAAAAGAAGAAAACAAGUCAGCCGAAGGACAUCUUAUCAACAGAGCAUCAAAAUUACUUUGACAAAAAGUAUGCAGAAAUUAUGUCAGAAAUUCCACAGCCAAGUGAACCAUCUGGAAAUGGUGGAAAGGCCCCAUCAUUCUGUGAAAACCAUUUUAGUAUGAACAACACCGUCACAACCAGGACCGAUGAAACCAAAGAGAAGGACGACAUCAGUGACUGUCAGGAGGCUGUUGACAAUUGUGAGGAGGCUGUUGAUCAAGAGGAAAUUGCUCUGUUUCAGUUCAAGCAGCUGCCUGCACCUGACCAGUUUGGCUAUGGGAAUCCAUUCCUCAUGUUUGCCUGUCUCACCCUGCUUCUACAACACAGGGACGUGAUAGUGAACACUGGCAUGGAAUACGAUGAACUGGCCAUGUACUUCGACAAACGUGUACGCAAACACCAUGUGAACAAGGUCUUGCAACAGGCCCGCCAACUCUACACUGAAUACAUAUGCAUGCAACAGAAACUACAGCAAGAUAAAGAUGCUUUACCAGAAUUUAGUGUCUAAUAACUUGUAAUGUGAUGACUCGUACAGGUAGUACUCAUGUACAGACUUGAACAUGUAGUACUUGUAUACCGACUCUUACAUGUAGUGCCUGUAUACUGACUCAUACAUGUAGUGCCUGUAUACUGACUCAUACAUGUAGUGCCUGUAUACUGACUCAUACAUGUAGUGCCUGUAUACUGACUCAUACAUGUAGUGCCUGUAUACUGACUCAUACAUGUAGUGCCUGUAUACUGACUCAUACAUGUAGUGCCUGUAUACUGACUCAUACAUGUAGUGCCUGUAUACUGACUCAUACAUGUAGUGCUUGUAUACUGACUCAUACAUGUAGUGCCUGUAUACUGACUCAUACAUGUAGUGCUUGUAUACUGACUCAUACAUGUAGUGCCUGUAUACUGACUCAUACAUGUAGUGCCUGUAUACUGACUCAUACAUGUAGUGCCUGUAUACUGACUCAUACAUGUAGUGCCUGUAUACUGACUCAUACAUGUAGUGCCUGUAUACUGACUCAUACAUGUAGUGCCUGUAUACUGACUCAUACAUGUAGUGCCUGUAUACUGACUCAUACAUGUAGUGCCUGUAUACUGACUCAUACAUGUAGUACCUGUAUACUGACUCAUACAUGUAGUGCCUGUAUACUGACUCAUACAUGUAGUACUUGUACCUGUAUGCUGACUCGUAAAUGUAGUACGUAAACCUGUAUGCUGACUCAUACAUGGAGUACCUGUACCUGUAUGCUGACUUGUACAUGGAGUACCUGUACCUGUAUGCUGACUUGUACAUGGAGUACCUGUAUGCUGACCCAUACAUGGAGUACCUGUACCUGUAUGCUGACUUGUACAUGGAGUACCUGUACCUGUAUGCUGACUUGUACAUGGAGUACCUGUACCUGUAUGCUGACUUGUACAUGGAGUACCUGUACCUGUAUGCUGACUCAUAAACGAAGUACCUGUACCUGUAUACUGACUCAUACAUGAAGUACUUGUACCUGUAUGCUGACUUGUACAUGUAGUACCUGUACCUGUAUACUGACUCGUACAUUAAGUACCUGUAUGCUGACUCGUACAUGUAGUACCUGUACCUGUAUACUGACUCGUACAUUAAGUACCUGUAUGCUGACUCGUACAUGUAGUACCUGUACUUGUUAUACUCGUACAUGUAGUACCUGUACUUGUUAUACUCGUACAUGUAGUACCUGUACUUGUUAUACUCGUACAUGUAGUACCUGUACUUGUUAUACUCGUACAUGUAGUACCUGUACUUGUUUAUUGACUCAUACAUGAAGUACCUGUACCUGUACACUGACUUGUUCAUGUAGUGCUGGUACUCAUUCACAUAGAACCUGUAUACUGGUGGUUGGUUAAAGCAGUACCUGUAUACUGACUUGUACCAGUGAUUCACAGACUGGUGACUUAUAACAAUUUUAAAUUGAGUUGUAUAUGAUCUUAAAAAUGUUUUGGAAUUAUUUUUUUAAGUAUUAAAGCACAAUGAUUUAUAAAAAAAGAUAUUUAAAACUUAAGAAAAGACAUGUAAGGUAGUGAUAAUUCCUCAUCCAACUUAGAAAGAACUAUAUGUUCCAAACUUUUGAAUUCAUAGUGUAUUGUUUUACAUUGAAUGACAUACUCAUACUGAUAUUAUACGUGAAGACAAUGAAUAGAUCUGCCAUAUUAAGUAUUUUUAUAUCAUGUACACCUAAUUUCUGUGACUGCAUUGUGUAGGUUAAUCAGCAGUAUAGUCGAUCAGACCCAUUAUAGCUUGUUAAAUUUAUAUGAAAAUGUAACAAUUCAUAAUGUUUACUCUGUUGACAAUAAGACGAAAUUUACUGAUCAAUCUAUACUUUCUUUUUUAAAUAGGAUAUGGAAUUUAUUUCAGCAUUAGAAAAUUGUAUUUGGCAUCCAGAACUCUGAGGUGUAUGAUUAAUUUAAUUUAAGAGACUCUUAAAAUUGUAUUGUAAUGAAUGGUUGUCAUUGUAUUUUGCUAGUGUGUGCCCUUGUGAGGACAUGAUUCAAUGAUAUUGUUAUGCUGUUAAUAUUGUGAUCAGAGGCUUAACCAAGUAGAAGCUAGGCGAAAUAUAUUGUGAAUAUUGUUUCAUUGGAAAAUAAGUGUUUAUGAUUUCAUGUAGAAGAAAUAUAUGGGAAUUCUGGUAGUAUAUAUAGUAAUUGUGGUUUAAUAUAAUGCUGUGAAGUGAUCAUCAUUAUGCAAACUAUCUUAUGUUCAAAGUUUCUGCUGGUGCUUUUGUGAUGUUCAUCUGUUAGAAUAGCUUCAGUCAAGCGCUUAUGUUGAAAAGCAGUCUGUAUCUCAUAACAUAACAUUUUUAUGUUCAUGUAGUCUAGUUGCACAUCUGGGUGUUCUGCAUUUGGAGCUCUUCGGCCAUUUUUAUCGAAAACAACCUCGGAUGUAUACCGGUACAUCAGUUGAAGUAGUUCGUAAAUUCUUGAAAUAUAUCAUUAAUUAAAUGUAGUGUUUCAGAGUUGUAUUUAUUGAUCUAAGUUUAAAUUGGUUGCCAGUGAAGUGUAUUAAUGCAAACAUAAUUAAGAUUCCCAAGAGUUCAGUCAUAAAGUUUAACUGCUAAAGAAUAUUACAAUGCGAUCUACUUGCAGUGGACUUAAACGCACCGCUUUUUGGGUAUGUAAACCGUCAAAAUACAUCCUGUUUUCGAUAAAAAUGGCGGAGGAGUUCCGAAUGGGUGUUCUGAUGUAAAGUGUUAAAAGCAGUGCUCAUAUGGUUUAUGUGACAUUAACAAUCAACAACACAUAUUUCUGAACAUUUUUAUUGAAAAUUCAUUUAAACAUUUAUAAUUCCUUUUAAAAUUUAUGAAAUAAUAAGGUAAUUUCAUGCAUAGUAUAAAAUAAAAUUAUUGUUCUAUUGGAAGUCAAAAUCCAGGUUUUUUUUAAAUUAAAGUUAAUAAGAAUUGUAAUUCAGUAUAAUAAAAAGGUAGGUAUACAAUGUAAUACAUGAAGGUCAAUAAUUAUUAUCAUAAUUUGCUGAUAUGCAAAUAAAUCUAAACUAGUACUAUUUGGGUAUAGUUAAAUGUGAAAGUACCUCAUCAUUUAGUUAUGUGAUAAACCUUAUUUGUAUGAUUGUUAAUAAUGGAUCUCUCUUUUAUGUGAUAUUUGUAAACAAUCUUGACAUGUUUCAUUUCCUUGUAAAUUGACUAGUCCUUCCUGUUGAUUACUUGUUUAUUGUUUUUGCUUUAUCCAUGAUAUUAUUUGGUAAAUUGAAAUGUGAAUUGUAGAUUCUUACUAAGUAUUUAGUUUGACCACAAUGCAGUAUAUCCUAUAAUACCAUUCCAGAUUAUUUGUUAUUAUUUGGUCACUUGUUUAUUUCCUGUAAAGUUAUCAAAGGGAAGUAAAUCAACAUCAAACGUUUCAACAUUUCCUUUCACAGGUUCAUGGUACAUUUUUCUCAUCAUAGUAAAAUUGUCCAUUUCAUAAAAUGUAAAAAAUUGUAUGAAAGUGAACAAAUAUUUGGCACGAUUUCUGGUUUUUUAACUGUAUCUACUAGAUACGUUAUUAGUUUCACUCUAGUAUCAUCUAAAUGAUAACAGCAAAGUUAUAUAAGACACCGGCACAUGCCCAUUUUUGUGUUGGUGCAUACUGAUAAGCUGAACGUUUUUUAGUGAUGUACACUAUAUUUUGUAAACUACCUUACUGCUCCAGCAACUGUGUAUAUCUACCACUUCACCUGAUUACAAUCAAUAACGCCUGACUGCUGAUUUCCUGAAGUCAUUUAUUGGAAAACUUUGGAAAUACUGUGUUCUCAUUGGACAAAAUAUAAUGUUGACCUCUAACAAAUGUCAAUCGUUAUAGUUGUAUAUCUUAAUAUUUAUAUUGGUAAAAAAGCAGUCAGCUGUUACUGAUUUUAAUCAGGUGAAUCGGUAGAUUUUAAACAGAGGCUGGCCCAGUAGCUAAAAUAUAAUCUCAACCACUAAGCUCGUUAAAGGGUAUUAGUAUGCAUUUUUCAACACAUAUUUUGUUACUUUACUGAUAAUCUUUAACCAUGAAGCAUGCAUGAAGUUAAAUUGUUGCAGUAGAACUUCUAAGAUAUCAUUGUUUUAUGAUAUAUAAAUUCAUCAUGGGUAGGUAAUUGUUAGAAAGCAGAUGUGCAGAAAAAAACUUUCAUUGUUGAUUGAUAUAACUCACUACAAUUUGAUAAAAUGAUAUAGACCCUGACUUACAAAAUAAUUAAUGUAGAAAAAUAGUAAUGUGAUUCAAUUAGGGCAAGAUUCAUUUGUGUGCUUCGAAGCUAAAAUUCUAUUGACAUGUUUGGAUCAUUGCUUUGGUCUUCUUAAAUGUGCAAUAAAGUGUAGUUUUAACUGGU
Molecule: messenger RNA, 7538 nt
Organism: Mya arenaria
Lineage: Eukaryota; Metazoa; Mollusca; Bivalvia; Myida; Myidae
Exons: 5
Coding region: 123-3221 (1032 amino acids)
Biological process (GO): regulation of autophagosome maturation; activation of GTPase activity
Cellular component (GO): autophagosome
Molecular function (GO): GTPase activator activity
Source: RefSeq, a predicted model, not a curated record